AUGAAGAUAUCACUUCUUAUUUCCCUAUUUUUAGUCGCUUUUGUUCUUUGCGAAAACCCUGGAACAAGAGUUCAUUUAACCACUAACUUUUUGACAAACGCCAAAAAUUGGGCUUUACCAAAGUUUUUCCCUGGUAAUAAAAUAGAUUUUAAUGUUCCUGACACAAGCAUCAUGGGUGUAAAGUGCUCUAGCAUGAAUGGAAAAUUAGAAAUUCCAAAUAAUUCUAUUAGCUUCUCUUUAACAAAGGGUGCUUUCCACCUAAAUGCCAGAAACAUGCACAUGUCUAUGGGUGUUAAGUUGAAUUUAAGAAUUGCAAAAGCCCAUAUCUCUCCUUCCGCUCAUUUCUAAUUCGACUCAUAAACUUCCUUGGGUGUUAAUGGCUCUGGAUAGCUAUAGGUGACAUCCUUGAAAGUGUAAAACUUUAAGAUUCCUGACACUCAAGCAAGCAUGCCAGGUGUUUUCAAGAAAAUUGUGAAUCAUUUUAUUCACAUGAUAAAUGAUAAGGUCCAAAGCAAAAUUAAUUCAAUUAUGCCUGAAGUUUAAAAGAAAGUGAAUACCAUUUUAUCUACUCAGCCAACUUCAGUUCCUUUUGGAAAUUUGCCUAUCAUGAUUGACAGCACAUUCUCUUCAGCUAUUGCUUUUGAAAACAACUAGAUGAUUAUCCCUAACAAUCUAUUUGCUUGGAAUAAGCAAAAACCCAAAGCUAGACCUCCUUUUUCUAAUAGCAUAGCUUUCCCUAAUGAGCCAAUUACAACCGAUUUCACCCUAUACUUCAGCGAGUACUCCCUCAACUCAUUUUCAUAUGCUGCUUUUGAUGCUAAGUUGCUCAUUGACUAGCUUGACUUUAAUGAAAUAGUAAAAGUAGCCAAAAAAGAAGUUCUUACUAACAUUUUCAAAGGAUUGGAUGAAUUGCUAAAAUAAAAUCCUUAAGUUAAGAUAACCGUUUCAGCCUAAAAUUACCCAUAAUUUAACAUUGCAAAUAAUCUUUUUACUACUUUGACAGAUCUUGCAAUUUCAGUCAAUCUUAAAAUCUAAGAUAAGGAAAUAAAUUUACUUUUACUUCAUAUCAUCCCUGAAUUUAGCGUUGCUGCAUAAAUUGUUAAUAACAAAGAUUUGCAUAUUACCUUGGCAAAGGCUGCUCUUAAAAAGCUAGAAAUUAAGUUAAGUACUUUUAAAACAAUUGAUAAUGCUGGUUUAACAAACCUAAUCAACUAACUCCUUGCUUAUUUCCUCCCUAAAAUCAAUGCCAAAUUCUUCAAUGGUUCUAUUCCAAUCAAUGGUCCUAACUUUGUCCUUGAAAAAGCUCAAAUCAGUUUUGUAAAUCACCAUAUUAAGAUACAAGCUACUCCCAAAUUUGUAUGA
This is a messenger RNA of Tetrahymena thermophila SB210, 1362 nucleotides long. RefSeq lists its product as hypothetical. Lineage: Eukaryota; Ciliophora; Oligohymenophorea; Hymenostomatida; Tetrahymenidae. The transcript has a single exon. Gene Ontology annotation, molecular function: lipid binding. The record is from RefSeq and is a predicted model, not a curated record.